This is a messenger RNA of Gongylonema pulchrum, 1527 nucleotides long. NCBI's taxonomy places the organism in Eukaryota, Metazoa, Nematoda, Chromadorea, Rhabditida, Gongylonematidae. The record is from the annotation of a GenBank genome assembly.
CAUCUGAUGUAUGGCGCACAACAGCAGGGUACCGAUGAUGACGUAAAAUUUGCAAAGCACCAGUGGACACAAUUAACGUUCGGAUUCAGACAGAAUGAAAUACCUUCAAAAGAUGCAUCAGAAGCUGAUCGAGAUGAUUAUACGCAACAGUCUUCUGUAUCGGAAAGUUCCAGUACUCUUGGACCUAUAGCAAAAAUGCGCGUAGCACAGGAUAGCGACGUGGAAACUGGUAUUCCAGUGGUAAUGUACGAUCUGAAAACAACGCUGAUCCGGAUCAGUGCAUAUGUCCUCACCAAUGAUUCAUUGACCAACGAAGAUAAGAAAGGCUUGCUGAAGUUCAUCUACCAGAUAGUCUUGUAUGCGUCAAUUGUUCGUACCGCAGUUAUCGCUGUUUUUCAUCUAUCUCCCGAACAGUUGCCUGAAACGAAAAAUCUUCAACUGAGUAGCGAGGUGUUUACAUUUGCUACUGCAAAUGUCGUCGAAAGACUUUUUUCUUCAAGGCCAUAUCAGAAGCCAGAAGAUAUUUUGUGCUCUGGAAAGACGGAAGUGGAUUUUGAAAAAGCUUUCCGAUACAGCUGCACAGACCUGGCUCGUUUCACUGCACAGUUUUGGCAUGAAUGUGGCAUGAUAGUUUUUGAUGAGACCUAUCUUAUCGGACACGCAACAUUUGAAGAAACUCAUAAGUUGCUCACAGGUGAUGAUGAACUAUCUGUUGCGUUCCUGCCAGCGGCACAUGUUGAAAAAUGGGUUGAUGAAUUAUUCGGCAAAAUAACGACAACCUCUUUUGUUGGGAUUUUACGAUCAGAACCACUCGGAUAUCGUCGCUUUACACUGCUGGAAUUGCCGCAUAGUUAUGACGAUCUCUUUGCACUGUACUUCGGUCGUGAUUGCUUUAUGUGCUGUCAGGUGCCACGUAUGCCAUUCAUAUGUUUACUUUGUGCAGUUCUGUGCUGUCUGGAUAACUGUUGUGCGAUGGUCGUUAGGGGUGAAACUGCAGACAAUGAGGUCGAACGGAUUUUACGAUCAGAACCACUCGGAUAUCGUCGCUUUACACUGCUGGAAUUGCCGCAUAGUUAUGACGAUCUCUUUGCACUGUACUUCGGUCGUGAUUGCUUUAUGUGCUGUCAGGUGCCACGUAUGCCAUUCAUAUGUCUACUUUGUGCGGUUCUGUGCUGUCUGGAUAACUGUUGUGCAAUGGUCGUUAGGGGUGAAACUGCAGACAAUGAAGUCGAACGGCACACUAUGGAAUGCGGCGGCGGUAUUGGAUGUUUUCUGUCGUUGACUACCUCACUUAUAGUGAUUGUAUGCAAUCAUAAAGCUGCAUUCUGGGGCUCUGUAUAUUUGGAUUCACACGGAGAGGAGGAUCGAAAUUUGAGACGUGGAAAACCGCUAUUUCUGUCAGAACGUCGACUUGCACGACUUCGAUCAGACUGGGUAAUGCAGUCGUUCGACCAGCUAAAUCUCAAAUUUUUCAGCUUCGAAAAUCUCAUUACUAAUCUUCGUGAUUCACACUAUAUUCUUUUUUAA